CUCCAUUAUAAGGCUGCAAUCAAUUCCUACGUCCACCGCUUCCAUGAGCUCUCCCACCUCCAGCUCACCGAGAGUGACUGGAAGGCGAUCGAGAUGGUCACGGGAUGGUUGAAGGCAUUCCGGGAGGCCACCACCGACAUGUCGACGACGUCGCGUCCCAUGCUUUCCAGCGUACACUGCACUUUCCGUACGCUGCAGCUGCAUCUCAAGGAUGCACUCCGACAACUGCCGAAUGCGGCACCAUCACGAUUGCGGAACGGGCUUGUCGAGGCCCAUGCUAAGCUCGCUGAAUACUACACGAAGGUUGAUGAGUCGUAUCUCUAUACAUGGGCAGGCUGUACGUUGCUCUACCGGCUCAUCAUGCCCACACUAACCACUUUACAGUGCUCGACCCUCGCAUAUCCUACGAGGGGCUCAAGCUCGACUAUCAAGACGACCCCGACCUCAUGGAGUAUCUAG
Molecule: messenger RNA, 459 nt
Organism: Schizophyllum commune H4-8
Lineage: Eukaryota; Fungi; Basidiomycota; Agaricomycetes; Agaricales; Schizophyllaceae
Exons: 1
Source: RefSeq, a predicted model, not a curated record